UUCAAGCUUACACUUCACUCACUUCCAACACCUGCGAUCGAUCCUCUUCCUCUAUAUAACCAGCCACCAGGAUCCCCUGAUUCCCGUGCAAAGAAAGCGUUCUUGAUUCAUCCAACACUUGGUCAGUCACUCCGUCGCGCCAUUAAUCCGAGCUGGCAAGCUAGCACCGCCGCCCAUUCCCUCUGCUUGCUAGAUUCCCCACUGCACCUGGAGAUCGAAGCCGCGCCGCCGUCGCAAGCAUGCAGCCGAAGGACGCCGCCGAGGACAUCGUCAUCGCAGGCGCCGGACUUGCCGGCCUCGCGGCGGCGCUCGGACUGCACAGGUAUGCAGAUGGUUUCGGCUACUCCUGUGAUCCUGUCCAUGUAUGCCAACCGAUCCAGCUGGACUUGCUCCGCUUCAAACUUCACCUGCUGCACACCCAGUAACUUCUGUAGGAAAGGGGUGAGGAGCCUGGUACUGGAGUCGUCGCCGUCGCUGCGGGCGUCGGGGUUCGCGUUCACGACGUGGAAGAACGCCUUCCGGGCGCUCGACGCCCUCGGGGUGGGCGACAAGAUCAGGGAGCAGCAUCUGCAGGCCCGGGCGUUGCGCGUCGUGGCUUCCGCCACCGGAGAAAUCGUGCGAGAAGCAGACUUCACAAAGCAGGGGAAACGAGGGCCCCUGGAAAUCCGUUGCGUCAGGCGCGACCUGCUGCUGCAGGCCUUGGAGGAGGAGCUGCCAAAAGGCGCCAUCCGCUACUCCUCCAAGAUUGUCUCCAUCGAGGAGGAUGGCAACAUCAAGAUCCUUCAACUAGCCGAUGGCUCAGUUCUGAGAGCAAAGGUACUGAUCGGAUGCGACGGGAUCAACUCCGUGGUGGCGAAAUGGCUGGGCCUCGCGAAGCCGUCCUACUCGGGGCGCUCGGCGGCGAGAGGCCUUGCGCAUUACCCGGACGGCCACGGCUUCGAGCCCAAGUUCCUGCAGUUCGUCGGCCACGGCUUCCGCUCCGGCAUGCUGCCCUGCAACGAGACUGACAUCUACUGGUUCUUCACCUGGACUCCAUCCGAACACGACAAGGGCGUCGACGAGAGCGCGUCGAAGAUGAAGCAGUUCGUGCUGGACAAGCUCCGGGGCUCGAAGGUGCCUGAAGAGGCGUUGGCGGUGAUCGACAAGAGCGAGAUGAGCGACGUCCUCGCCGCGCCGCUGCGGUUCCGGCCGCCGCUCUCGCUGGUAACCGCGAGCAUCAGCAAGGGCAACGUGUGCGUGGCCGGAGACGCGCUGCACCCGAUGACGCCAGACCUCGGCCAGGGCGGCUGCUCGGCGCUGGAGGACGGCGUCGUCCUGGCCAGAUGCCUCGGCGAGGCUCUUGUGGGCAAGGACGCCAUGGGUAGCGCCGAGAGCGACCGAGUCGAGGCGGGCCUGCGCGAGUACGCCCGGAUCAGGCGGUGGAGGAGCGUCGAGCUCAUCGCGACGGCCUACACGGUCGGCUUCAUACAGCAGAGUGACAAUGCGAUCGUAAGCUUCCUGCGGGACAAGUUCCUGUCGGGAGUGCUCGCAGGGAGGCUUCUGAAAAUGGCGGAAUAUGACUGCGGCACGCUCUCAAACUAGCUCGUGCUCUUCGCGAAGGGUUACAUGAAUAAACCUAAAAGAUAAACAAAUUAUAUUGAAGAAGCUUCUAGGCACUUUCCACUCCGUGUCCCAUCUCUAGUGAUCUCUUCACGCUGCCUUUGAUGAAUGGGACAGUGCAAAACGCCACAAACACACAACAAUCCUUUCGAGUAACCACAAACUUAAGAGGCUGUAGUUGAUUGGAGGACAUUUCAUGAUUGCAAUGGCGGAUGACAAAAACUUGGGGGCACGACCAUUGGAGACGCACCGAUCCAACCUUCAUCGUAGCACCUCUUAACAAGGCGAAACUUAGAGAUUUAAUUACACCAUACUACUGCUACUAACUGGCUAGAAGAUAUGAAGGUGGAAAGGCACCCAGCUCCUUCCCUUCACUGGAGAGGACGCGCGGAGUGGGGUUGGAGCGGUGGCAGCCCUUUCGCGUGCACAUGCACGGACACUGAAUAGAAGUGUUUCUUAA
Molecule: messenger RNA, 2059 nt
Organism: Panicum hallii
Lineage: Eukaryota; Viridiplantae; Streptophyta; Magnoliopsida; Poales; Poaceae
Product: monooxygenase 2-like
Exons: 5
Coding region: 325-1581 (418 amino acids)
Molecular function (GO): FAD binding
Source: RefSeq, a predicted model, not a curated record